AUGAGCCUUGACGGCCUACUCAAAGUGAUCAGGCAGGAUCAGAUGACCACAUUACACGACUGCGAAACCAAGCCACGAAAGACAACAUUAUCUAUCCAGGAUUCCAAUGGUCAUCUUGAUCGCACACGUCUCCUCCUCGCAUUUAACGAAAAACAACGAACUAUCACCCCCUCGACUUACGACCACUCCCUUGCUCCAAGCUUCACCCGGAUUUGCACUCUGUUUCCAUAUCAUUCUGUUUCUGUUCCUUUUGCUAGCUUUUCAGUUCUCUCGUGCUUGGAUCUCAUCACUGUAUUUGUAUAG
Molecule: messenger RNA, 303 nt
Organism: Marasmius oreades (fairy-ring Marasmius)
Lineage: Eukaryota; Fungi; Basidiomycota; Agaricomycetes; Agaricales; Marasmiaceae
Exons: 1
Coding region: 1-303 (100 amino acids)
Source: RefSeq, a predicted model, not a curated record